GUUUUCAAAAGAAACGAUUCGGCCCUGACCCUGACGCCGUACAUCGACCUCGACUUCGUGACUCCAACUUCGAUACCCUCGAUACCCAACACAGCACCCAAAAUGUCGUCCUCCGUGAGCAGGUCCGCCGUGACCACGCCCGUCAGGUCGACACCACAGAAGACCGCCGCUGUUGUUGACAGCCCGGGUACCUGGAGACAUCCUCGUCUGAACGAGAUCACGAGACGACGCAAUGCGACCACCUUCUCCGAGAAGAACGUGAGGAAGAUCGCGUACAACAUUGCCUUUCUCCUCGGUCUGUGGCUUUCUCAGGUCGUCGCACGAUCAUAUGUCCCUACUUCCUGGGUCAAUCCUUCUCUGCGAUCGUACCUUGGCUGGGCGUACUACGCGAUCCAGCUCUUUCCUCUCGUAAACAUCGGCAUGGCUAUGCUUCCGUUGUUCCGUCCUGCCGACGAUCUUGCCGACAUCCCCCUCACGCCUGCCCAGCGCAAGCUUCUUGGACUGCCCCCCAGCGCAACGGCAGCCACUCCUGAUGCUGUCUACAGCACGCCGCCGAGAUACUCACGCACGCCGUCCCUGGCUGGCUCACCCGCGAGCAACAGAAGCUUCUCUGGCUCUCCACUGUCUGGACGGGGCAGCCCGGCGCUCGGGUCCUCGUUCAAUGGACAAUCAUACUCGCCCUCUCCUCUGAACGGCAGCCCCUCUAAGUUUUCAGCUAGUCUGAACAGCAACCGGAGGUCAUCUUUCAGUUCGUCCACCAACUUCGGUGCGAGCACCAACAGCAACCUGGGCGCCAGUACCGCCUCUUCUCUGUUUCCCGACCCCGGAACACCAAGCCCCUCGACGGGCAAGCGCACUAGUGUUGGCUUGAACAACAACGACUCGAAGCUCGUCUUCAAGAAGGGCAUCUUCAGGCUGUCUGAGGAGCGUCACAUUCCGGCCGAUGACCCUUACUGGACCUCUUUUUGGGAGCUCCCCGAAUCCUCAGAGGACAUCUUCAGCCUCUUCGCUCCCGCCGAUAUUCGUCGCACCAGAGAUAAAGCACUUGAAAAUCUAGAAACGCUGAUACUUGCAAUCACAUCUCGACUGUUCAUAUUGCGCCACCAUCCCUCGUUCCCCGACCCUGAGAUCGCACCCGAACGAGACGCUCUGAACUGUAUCCGAGUCCUGACGCGCAUCCUGCCCUUCAUCUACGAGGCUGAUAACCUUCAACAAUGGGAAGAAACAUUCUUUUGGGGUGCUAGGCGGAAGAGGACGAGGCAAUCCGCCAUUGCCAACGAAGUGCUGUUCGACGGAGCCCAGGAUGGCCCGCGAUCACCCAAGCCGAGGAACGACCCUGAAGACUUCGAAGACGCCAAGCCUCUCGCCGAGGAGCUUAUCGACACUCUCGUAGACUUGCUGUUCUUUUCCGAUCUCACCUUACCCAAACAACCCAAUGGACGCUCGAAAGUCACGUACGCCAUCUGGCAGAGUGGCGUGGGCUGCAAUACCGCAGUAACUACCACCAAGGAGUUCGAAAGCAACCGUAGCGAGAUUCUCCGCUUGCUCAUGACCAUGACAAGUCAGAGCAUGUAUAUGUCACCCAACGCUCUUCCACAAAAGGGUGUCCGGGCCUUGACCCAUAUUUGUACAUGCCCCGACAAGCAGGUCGUGUUGUCGGUUCUCUGCUCGCUGCUGAAUACUACCCUAAAGUAUAACCCAGCCACCUGGCGUGUUCCUUACAACACGCUCGUCUUCAAAGACGAGAAGCAGAUUCUGGUGACUUACACACUACAACUGCUGCUGGUAUUCUUGCUAUACCCAAUACCCGAGCAGGAUGGCACGACGCCCAAGAACUUUUAUCGUCAUUUCCUUGGGCGACUUCACCGCCCCCAGGACUUUCAGUUCAUCGUCGACGGUAUGACGCGAAUUCUCAACCAGCCGCUCCAGGAGAAGAGCUCGUAUAUUCCCAGCGGACAGACGGGGGCCAAGUUUGCUCCAGAAAUCAUCAUGCUUUUCUGGGAAAUUACGCAGUGCAACAAACGAUUCCGUUCAUUCAUCAUCGAUACAGAGCGACUGACGGAUUUUCUCGUCCUGACCCUUUUCUACGCUCUGGAGUACAAGAAUGAUCCGUCCAAGCAAGGGGUAGUGCGGAUGUGUGCCUUCUUGCUCCAAACUUUGAGUGUGGAAAAGAAUUUUGGCACCAAUCUCAACCGCACUUUUGGGCGACAAGAAAGUCUGCCUUUGACCAUUAGAAUACCAGGAUUCAGCGGAACAUACGCUGACUUCUUGAUCCACUCAAUCUACAAUCUCAUCACCACGAGUCAAGGCAGACUGAACGCUAUCUACCCAGCAUUGUUGGCCGUGAUCAACAACAUCGCCCCUUACCUCGAAGGACUCAGUCCGGCAUCUGCAUCGAAGCUAAUGCAGCUGUUCUCUUCCAUGUCUUCCCCCUCGUUUCUUCUGGCAAAUGACAGUAACCACGACCUCCUGAGGUCACUAAUGGAGUCCAUCAACGCAGUCGUUGAGCAUCAGUACCAAAAGAAUCCAGAGUUGAUCUUCUCGAUCCUGCGCAAUAAGAAACGCAUUGAAGCACUGCGUACUUUUACGCUUGAGAGUGGCCAGGAGGAGAUUGAGAGACGCAACCGUCGCCGCAAAGAGGCUGCUGCCAGCGGUGAUGGAUUGGAACCAAGUUCGGUCAGAAGCUCCGUUGAAAGCCUCCGCAGCCCGACGACUUCGCAAGCUCGGCAACCCACCCUCAGCGAUGUGCCUGAAGAAGACGGAACUUUCGCGAUCGGGGACGACGACGACGACAGCGAUGACGAUGAUGACGACGAAGACGAUCAUCGCCCUACGCCAGCCCAGUCUACUACAAGCGAGAACCCGUCCGUCACAUCGUCCCAAGCUGAAUUUGCGGAGGAUGCAGUUCCCACGCAACUCCGCGGAAUGUCGGAGAAAGCCAGGGGAAAGAUGCCCGCUGGCGUACCCAAUUUCUCCCGACAGAACAGCACCACAAGUCUAGGUGGCUAUUCCACCAGUGGACAAUCACAGGCCGGCGCCUUUGAGCCAAGUGCGCAGUGGAUCGAGAGCUGGCUUCCAGAGCUCCCGCUCCAUACCAUGCUCACUGUGAUUCAGCAAGUGUCAGCCCUGCUGCCCCGUCAAGCACUUGCUGGCGAAUCCGCGAACCGAGAGACGCUGCAAAAGAUACAGGAAAUCAGGCUGGUAGGUGUAGACCCAACACCGCCUCGUGUUCAUUCGUUCGAGUGGUCACAGUUGUCUCUGGGCUGGUACGAAUCACUCCUCUGGGGUUUCGUCUUCACCAGCGAGAUCCAGGUAUCUAAGGGUACAGUUGGAAUCUGGAACGGGACAGCAAUAAAACUGUUCCGCGUCCAAGAGACAGCUCCACAAGGUCCCAGCUUGACCUCACCUAGAGGAGCAGUAGACGCCGUGGGAAGCAACAUCGUAUCCCGCAUCGGCGCCAUGAACCUUCGCGGUGCUCCGGGAAGUGCUGCACCAGGUGCUCCGCAACGACCUUCUUGA
Colletotrichum gloeosporioides is the source of this 3519-nucleotide messenger RNA. RefSeq names its product Ubp5-interacting protein. The transcript is spliced from 8 exons. The record is from RefSeq and is a predicted model, not a curated record. Gene Ontology annotation, cellular component: Golgi trans cisterna; membrane; Golgi medial cisterna. Lineage: Eukaryota; Fungi; Ascomycota; Sordariomycetes; Glomerellales; Glomerellaceae. The annotation marks the transcript as partial.